This is a messenger RNA of Eremomyces bilateralis CBS 781.70, 1047 nucleotides long. RefSeq names its product NAD(P)-binding protein. The record is from RefSeq and is a predicted model, not a curated record. NCBI's taxonomy places the organism in Eukaryota, Fungi, Ascomycota, Dothideomycetes, Eremomycetales, Eremomycetaceae. The transcript is spliced from 2 exons. Gene Ontology annotation, molecular function: oxidoreductase activity. Bases 49 to 885 code for a protein of 278 amino acids.
AACCAAUAUACCGAUUGUAGUGCGUAAUUCCCGCCCAAGAAAUCAACCAUGGCCGACCCUACCAUCACCCGCCCCACCCGCUCCCUAGCCGGAAAAGUCGCCAUCAUCACCGGCGCCGGCUCCGAAGGCGACGGCAUCGGCAACGGCCGCGCCGCCGCAAUCCUCCUCGCCGAGGUGGGCUGCGCGGUCGCCUGCGUAGACUUCGACCUCGCGCGCGCGCAGCGGACGGUUAGCAUGAUCGAGUCGGAGGGCCACGGCAAGGCGCUGGCGCUCAGCGGGGACAUCACGUCGGAAGAUACCUGCAAGAGCAUUGUUGAGAAGACGCUAGAGGCAUGGGGGAGGGUGGAUGUGCUGGUGAAUAAUGUAGGGGGCUUGGGGGGGAGGGGGACGGCGGUGGAGGUGGAGAUGGAGACAUGGGCGAAGGGAAUGGAGUUGAAUGUCGGGUCGAUGGUGAUGAUGGCGAAACACGCGAUACCCGCGAUGCUGAAGAACGAACCCACCCCGGUCUGCCAAUAUCGCGGGGCGAUCGUCAACAUGGCGAGCGUGGCGGGGUUACGGGGCGGAACGCCGCAUCUGCUGUAUCCGACGGCGAAGGGGGCGGUGGUGAACAUGACGCGCGCGAUGGCAGCGCAUCAUGCGGCGGAGGGGAUCCGGGUGAACUGCGUGUGUCCGGGGAUGCUAUAUACGCCGAUGAUGUAUGGGCAGGGGAUGAGUGAGGAGAUGCGGGCGGCGAGGAAGGAGAGGAGUCUGUUGAAAACAGAGGGAAAUGGGUGGGAUGCGGGAAGUGCGAUCCGGUUUUUGGCGACGGAUGAGAGUCGGUGGAUUACUGGGAUUGCAUUACCUGUUGAUGCUGGGGCGACGUCUGCGGUCAUGCUGGGUGAGUGAUUUGACUUUUCCAUACUCCUUUGAUCCCGUUGUACAAUGUGUGGAUACGUUGGAUUGCACUGACUCGUUUGGGUUGUAGGCAAAUGAAGGGUUUGAUAUCGAAAACCAAUAUAGCCAAAGAAAAUCAAGUUAAAUGGAGCUUCAAAUUUCUCCAAUUGCUGU